Penicillium diatomitis is the source of this 324-nucleotide messenger RNA. RefSeq names its product mitochondrial 54S ribosomal protein mL60. The coding region runs from base 1 to 324 and encodes 107 amino acids. Gene Ontology annotation, cellular component: mitochondrial large ribosomal subunit. Gene Ontology annotation, molecular function: structural constituent of ribosome. The transcript is spliced from 3 exons. The record is from RefSeq and is a predicted model, not a curated record. Lineage: Eukaryota; Fungi; Ascomycota; Eurotiomycetes; Eurotiales; Aspergillaceae.
AUGUUCAAGCCCACCUCGGCCCUUUUCUCGGGUCUUCUCUGGAAGACCCCAUGGCGUCUGUCAUCGCCCCAGAAAGCCCGGCAACGCAAGCGCCUACGCGCCGUCGACCAGGUCGUUGAUACUCUCAGCGCAGCUCUUUCGCGACAGGGAAAGACUACUAAGGCGGUCGAGCGGUGGUACGCCGAGAUGCCUCGCGAGGAAGAGAUGCUUCCCAAGGACAAAUACACCCUCUUCGAUAAGAAGGAGAAAAGCUACCGCAAGUCUAUUCACAAGCUUCCCAAGUGGACCCGUGUCAGCCAGCGUGUCAACCCCCCUGGUUUCUAA